AUGACAGAGACAACCACCAGUGUCUGCUCCAGUGUCUGCUCCAGUGUCUGCUCUAGCGUCUGCUCUAGCGUCUGCUCUAGCGUCUGCUCUAGCGUCUGCUCCAGCGUCUGCUCCAGCGUCUGCUCCAGCGUCUGCUCCAGAUCUGCUCCAGCGUCUGCUCCAGCGUCUGCUCCAGCGUCUGCUCCAGCGUCUGCUCCAGCUCUGCUCCAGCGUCUGCUCCAGCGUCUGCUCCAGCGUCUGCUCCAGCGUCUGCUCUAG
Knipowitschia caucasica is the source of this 258-nucleotide messenger RNA. The record is from the annotation of a GenBank genome assembly. Lineage: Eukaryota; Metazoa; Chordata; Actinopteri; Gobiiformes; Gobiidae.